Molecule: messenger RNA, 2524 nt
Organism: Lates calcarifer (barramundi perch)
Lineage: Eukaryota; Metazoa; Chordata; Actinopteri; Centropomidae
Product: serine/threonine-protein kinase Nek5-like
Biological process (GO): protein phosphorylation
Molecular function (GO): ATP binding; protein kinase activity
Source: RefSeq, a predicted model, not a curated record
CGCCUGCCGUAGUUAACAAACGGUUACUUAAUGGACAGUUUUCAGACAGGAGUUUAAAACUCGCCGCCGCCGCCUCCUCUUCGUCCCACCGUGUCACCUCUCCCUCUGACAACAACACAGCUUUGUUAAAGGUUUUCCAGGUGUUUCAGGUGUUAUGAACAGCUAUGAGGUCAUCCGUCAGAUUGGAGAGGGUGCGUUUGGGAAAGCCUUCCUGGUCAGAGACAAGGGUGGAGGUGGAGACAGACAGUGUGUGGUCAAACAGAUCAACCUCAGGAAGAUGUCAGCGCGGGAAAAGGAAGCGUCCAAGAAAGAGGUGACGCUGCUGUCGAAGAUGAAACACCCAAACAUCGUCUCCUUCAUCACAUCGUUUGAAGAGAGGGGCAGUCUGUACAUAGUGAUGGAGUACUGUGAUGGAGGGGAUCUGAUGAAGAAGAUCAACAUGCAGAAAGGAGUCCCCUUCACUGAGGAGCAGAUCGUGGGCUGGUUCGUUCAGAUCUGUCUGGGCCUCAAACACAUCCACGACAAGAAGAUUCUCCACAGAGACAUCAAAGCUCAGAAUAUCUUCCUAACCGACGGAGGGAUGAAAGCGAAGCUGGGGGACUUUGGAAUCGCAAGAAUGUUGAAUAACACCAUGGAGCUGGCCCGGACUUGUGUCGGGACGCCGUACUACCUCUCCCCGGAGAUCUGCGAGAGUCGGCCGUACAACAACAAGACGGAUAUCUGGUCUCUGGGCUGCGUCCUGUAUGAGCUCUGCACCCUGAGGCAUCCAUUUGAGGGCAGCAGUCUGCGGCAGUUGGUCAGUAAAAUCUGCAGGGGGCGCUAUAACCCAGUACCCAGCCGCUACUCCUACGACCUUCGACUGCUGGUCACCCAACUCUUCAAGGUCAACCCCCGUGACCGUCCCUCGGUCAGCUCCGUCCUCAGGCGUCCCUUCCUGGAGAAGCACAUCAGCAAACAUCUGGACCCGCAGGUGAUGCAGGAGGAGUUCAGCCGCACGACGCUGCAUCGAAACAACAGAGCAGCAACAUCACAGACCGCUAAACCCAGAGCAGGAGCAGCAAACACACCAGACUCUCCUGUCGUUCAGAGAAGAAGUCCAGAGGAGCAGAGAGACCUGGAGCUGCCGCGAAGAGACUGCCUCCUAAACCAGACUGGAGAGUCCCCCUCAGAGUCUACACCCCGGCCCACCACAAAGCACUGCCUGUUCAUCGAAGAGCAGAUACAACCGGCCGCAGACAGAGAGCUGCAGAACCAGAGGUUCAAUGGCUUUAAGCCUGUCAGCCACUACCAGCACUACCACGCCCAGCUGGACGCCCUUCAGAGGAGGGAGGACGUCCUUCCUCCUCCUCCUCCUCAGGAGAGAGAGAGGGAGCAAUGUGAAGACCAUGCAGCUCCUCAUGUGGAGCCGUACCAGCUUGUGGCUGCAGCUCGUAACGAAUACCUGCAGAGGAGACAGGAGGCCAACCAGUACAAGCUGAGAGCAGAGAAACAGCUGGGUCUGCGCCCGUGUACGGCUGAGCACAGAGGGAGGCCUGGAGGUCAGGAGCAGGAGGUGGGACGACCUGAGCACCAACACACACCUCAGGACAGGAGGCAGGAGGGACAACAGGAGUACCUGCGUCAGCUGGACGUCAUCAGGCAGCAGUAUCACCAGGAGAUGAGACAGAUGAGGCAGAGAGCUGAAGCAGAGGCUCAGCCUCAGCAGAGACAUGGGACAUUUGUGGUGGAGAAACCCAGAGACCCAGAACCUCCUGCAGCCGGUAAAGAGCAGCAGAAAGCCUCACCUGCACAGGACAUGGAAGCAGCUCUGAGGCAGGUCAGAGAGGAGAGCAGUGGUCAGAGGAGAGAGAGGAAGCACAGAGACAAGAAGGGAAUCGUGUUUGAGAUUCGGUUAGAUGAUGAAGGGAUGAAAGGAGACGCAGAGAAGGAGAAAGAGGGGAGAGGAGAAGAAGGAAAGCAGGAGGAGGAGAAGCAGGACCUGGACCCUCUGAACCGGACUCUGAGCUUCCAGGAGGGGGAGGAGUUGAAGCUCAGGGACUGGUCGGAGAUGAGGAAGGGGUGGAGCCAGAGGACUCCUCAGACUCUGCUGGAUGCUCUCGCCAACAUGGAGGUCAACUCUGUCUACAACACGGUGGUCAAGGCUGAACAAGGUGAGGAGGCGGCAGGUCGCAGACAGUGGGUCGACGGCCCCCCCAACACCCUGCUGAACGCUCUCCAUCAGGCUGAACUCACAUCAUCAACCCUGGACUCAGUGACUGCAGAUUUAGAGCAGGACGGAGCAGAGGAGGAGAAGACAGAGGAGGAUAAAGAGAUGAAGAAGGAGGAGGAGGAGGAGGACUCUGAUGUGGAGAUGGAUGAAGAGCGUCUGGAGCCGAGGUCGGACGAUGACGACACGAACUUUGAGGAGUCAGAGGACGAGCUGAGGGAGGCGGUGGCAGACUCCAUGAAGAAUCUGUUUGUGAUGGAGGACGGGAGCUCAGACGAGACAGAAAACACAGAGAAGAGGGAGGAGGAGGAGGAGGAG